Dentiscutata heterogama is the source of this 191-nucleotide messenger RNA. Lineage: Eukaryota; Fungi; Glomeromycota; Glomeromycetes; Diversisporales; Gigasporaceae. The record is from the annotation of a GenBank genome assembly.
ACUCCAUAAUUGUUAAAGAAAUAACUAUAUCCUUAUCUGGAAUAACUAAUAUGGGCUGCGUUCAGUCAAUUGUGAAUGCCUUGCAAAGACCUAAUAGUGUAAUCGUCUAUGAUGAAUAUGAUGAACCAAUGAUCAGCAUAGAAAAGAUUAAAAAAGUCGUUGAGGAUGCUAUACUGUCGCACUCCAUAUAA